GUCGAUUAAUUAGCGCCUUUAAUAUACAAACACAAAUAACCAAUUCACAACACACUGUAUCAUAUAGAAAGCAUUAUCACAAAUUGUUCGAUUCAUUCAUCUUCUCUUCUCUUUUUCCCCCAUAAAGAUUAUUCCAUCGCAUGGUAGGUUCCUGCAACUACGUACAUGCAAAUGGAAAACAUAGUGUGUGUAGCACAGCGCAUUAAUAUGGGGACAAGAAUCACUUUUCAGUUGGAAGAAAGGUAUAAUUUACAGCACGGAAUGUCUGGGGCGGGUGGAGCUAUACGUGUGGAGAGAGCAAGGAAGCAAAGAGCCACCACCCAUGGCUUCAAAUUGGACCGUGGCCUCGUCAAGAAACAACGACGUGUUGGAGUGCCGUUCAAAGCAGCUGCAACUGCUGAAUCUGAGGCACAAGUUCGUACAAUUUCCAAAGAUCCAAUAAUGCUUGCAAAUUAUGUACCAGUAUAUGUGAUGCUCCCGUUGGGAGUUGUUACAAAUGAUAAUGUCUUGCAAGAUAGAGUGGGACUAGAGAACCAACUCAAAGAGCUACAAGCAGUAGGUGUUGAUGGGGUUAUGGUUGAUGUUUGGUGGGGUAUAGUAGAAUCCAAAGGGCCUCAACAAUAUGAUUGGUCCGCUUAUAGGACCUUGUUUCAAAUGGUUCAGGACUGCAAAUUGAAAUUACAAGCUAUAAUGUCAUUCCACAAAUGUGGGGGGAAUGUGGGAGAUUCCGUUUUGAUUCCUCUCCCUAAAUGGGUACUUGAAAUUGGAGAAUCGGACCCUGAUAUCUUUUACACCAACCGCAAAGGUAUUAGGAACAAGGAAUGUUUAUCCCUCGGCGUGGACAACCAACCUUUGUUUCAUGGACGAACUGCCAUUGAGUUGUACACCGACUACAUGCAAAGCUUCAGAGAUAAUAUGGAAGAUUUUCUUGAAUCCGAGCUCAUGAUAGACAUUGAAGUAGGACUUGGUCCAGCAGGAGAACUUAGAUAUCCCUCUUAUACAAAAAAUCUAGGGUGGGAAUUUCCUGGUAUUGGAGAAUUUCAGUGCUACGAUAAAUAUCUUAAAGCUGAUUUCAAAGGAGCUGCAUUAAGGGCAGACCAUCCUGAAUGGGAGCUACCUGAUAAUGCUGGGGAAUCAAAUGAUGUACCUGAAUCUACAGAAUUUUUCAAAUCAGGAGGAACUUAUCAAACAGAGAAAGGGAAAUUUUUUCUAACCUGGUAUUCCAACAAGUUGCUGACCCAUGGUGAUGAAAUCCUAGAUGAAGCCAACAAUGUAUUCCUAGGUUGCAAAGUGAAGUUAGCAGCUAAAGUAAACUAUCAAAUGAAUAUGGUUGCUGGAAUCCACUGGUGGUAUAAAGCAGAAAGCCAUGCUGCUGAGCUUACUUCUGGCUAUUACAACUUACAUCAUAGAGAUGGAUACAGACCUGUAGCAAGGAUGCUCUCCCGGCACAAUGCUAUUUUAAAUUUUACAUGUCUUGAGAUGAGAAAUCAUGAGCAACCAGCUAAAGCCCAAAGUGGAGCGCAAGAACUUGUUCAACAAGUGCUUAGUUGUGGUUGGAUGGAGAACCUUGAAGUUGCAGGGGAAAAUGCACUUGCAAGAUAUGACCGUGAAGCUUAUAAUCAAAUCCUUUUAAAUGCUAGACCAAAUGGUGUUAACCAAUUUGGUCCUCCAACACUAAAAAUGUAUGGUGUCACAUACCUUCGUUUGUCAGAUAAGUUAAUGCAGCAAACAAACUUUAAUAUAUUCAAAGCCUUUGUGAGAAAGAUGCAUGCUAAUCUGGAAUAUUGUCCAGACCCAGAGAAGUACUAUCAUUUCACAGUACCUAUGGAGCGGUCGAAGCCCAAGAUUCCACUAGAAGUUCUUCUUGAAGCAACCAAACCAGUGGAGCCUUAUCCAUGGUAUAAGGAAACAGACAUGAGCCUUGAUGUUACUGGUUUUCUUGAUUAUAUAGUUGCUAUUAUUGUACGUAUAUUCAAGCUAAAAUUAAACUAAAAACGACAAUGAAAAAGAAGGAAGGAAUUAAGGAACAAUAGAAAAGUAAAGGAUAUAUAUAUGAAAGGAGAAGCAAAAUGUGAAAAAGGGAGUUACAAUUGGUUCUGCUCCAAGCCUGCUACACUGCCAUGCCAAUCACAAAGUGGAGAUGAGAAAAUAGCUUAAAAUAGUUUGCUUCCUUGCAGCACCCACAUUUUCUCCUUGUAUAGAAACUCUUUAUAUCACUACACGAUUAAUUUUACAUGUUCUUUAUUAUCUACAAGCUUUUCAAAGUGUACCAAAUAUCAGUGAAAAACUAAUAAUAAUAAUUUUUUAUUACAA
Messenger RNA from Glycine soja, 2313 nucleotides. Its product is annotated as beta-amylase-like. Bases 166 to 1992 code for a protein of 608 amino acids. The record is from RefSeq and is a predicted model, not a curated record. The transcript has 8 exons. Lineage: Eukaryota; Viridiplantae; Streptophyta; Magnoliopsida; Fabales; Fabaceae. Gene Ontology annotation, molecular function: beta-amylase activity. Gene Ontology annotation, biological process: polysaccharide catabolic process.